Marmota monax (woodchuck) is the source of this 275-nucleotide messenger RNA. RefSeq names its product small nuclear ribonucleoprotein E-like. Gene Ontology annotation, biological process: spliceosomal snRNP assembly; mRNA splicing, via spliceosome. Gene Ontology annotation, cellular component: U1 snRNP; U5 snRNP; U2 snRNP. The transcript has a single exon. Gene Ontology annotation, molecular function: RNA binding. The record is from RefSeq and is a predicted model, not a curated record. NCBI's taxonomy places the organism in Eukaryota, Metazoa, Chordata, Mammalia, Rodentia, Sciuridae. The annotation marks the transcript as partial.
AUUUCGUCCUUAACUGCUGUGGCACAGAAUCUCAUCUUCAGAUACUUGCAAAAUAGAUCCCGGAUUCAGGUGUGGCUCUAUGAGCAAGUGAAUAUGCUGAUAGAGAGCUGCAUUAUUGGUUUCAAUGAAUACAUGGACCUUGUAUUAGAUGAUGCAGAAGAGAGUCAUUCUAAAACAAAGUCAAGAAAACAGCUGGGUCGGAUCAUGCUAAAAGGAGAUAAUAUUACUCUGCUACAAAGUGUCUCCAACUAGAAAUGAUCAAUGAAGUGAGAAAU